Durotheca rogersii is the source of this 1861-nucleotide messenger RNA. RefSeq names its product P-loop containing nucleoside triphosphate hydrolase protein. The record is from RefSeq and is a predicted model, not a curated record. The transcript is spliced from 7 exons. Bases 354 to 1451 code for a protein of 365 amino acids. Lineage: Eukaryota; Fungi; Ascomycota; Sordariomycetes; Xylariales; Xylariaceae.
UGGACAUUGUACUAGUGUCCUAUCAGACCUUGGCUAGGGAAUGGAGAACUGAGACAGCCAGCAUCAUACUCGCACACCGUUGGCACCGGGUCAUUCUAGAUGAGGCGCAUCUAAUAAAGAACCCUUCGCGGGUUACUGCCAAGGCUGCGUUUGCCCUGAAAGCUGACCGACGAUGGGCCGUCUCCGGGACACCAAUACAUAAUCGCCUAUCCGAGCUAAGUAGUCUUUUGCGAUUUGUCGGUGCCUUUCCUUAUUCCGAAAAGAGAGUUUUCGACGAACACAUAACGCACCUCUGGGGUUCGGACAAACACCAGCAGGCAGUUGGUCGACUCAAGCGCCUACUCAGCUUCGUGAUGCUUCGCAGAUUUCAGAAUGACUUGGAUUUACCGUCCCGAACCAACCUCAAGCUAUUUCUAGACUUCGACGAUUAUGAGAGGGCCACCUACAACAUUGCCAAGGAACGAGCGAUCAGGUGUAUCGAUGAUAUCUCGACAUCAGAUAACUCAAGAGAAAGUUACAAUAAUGCCCUCCAGAAAAUCCACUCACUGCGCGUCAUAUGUAACCUUGGGGAUUCUGUAACCCAGGAAUCCCAGAACUCACUGCCACCAUGGAAUUUCUCGGAGGGAGUCGCCUGGGACGAAACAUCUGCCUGGAAAUUUCUCGAAGCAUUGCCCUCUUUGGGGAUCCCCAUUACGUGUACUAACUGUGCUGCCUCUAUCGAGACUUCGUUUGACGUCACUAGUGAAGUCGUAUCUGUUUACCUGACCAGGUGUCUCCGAAUUUGGUGCUCCUUAUGUUACAGGGACUCAUUACCUGCUACUGGCCUUAAUCUCUGCGCUUGCACUUCAGCUUGUCCUUCAGUUAAGGUUACACUCAAGAGCACCCCUAGAAGAUCAUCUAACGAAAUUACAACCCCGGGAAUUGGUAGGUUUCCCACAAAGAUCCGGAAAUUGGUUGACGACUUGCGACAACAAGCUGGUGAUGUAAAAAGCAUCGUAUUCUCCUCUUCGCUAGAAACCUUAGAUCUCAUCCACAGCGCGCUCAAACAGGCAGGGAUAACUUGUGUUCAGGUUGACGGCCGGCUAAAAUCCAAGGAACGAAAUCUUGUUUUUAACGAGUUCAGAAGCCGGGAGAUCAUUAACGUGUUGCUUCUCUCCUUUCAGUGCGGUGCGGUCGGACUGACCUUAACUGCUGCUUCGCGCGUGUAUCUAAUGGAGCCACAAUGGAACCCCUCCAUUGAGGAGCAGGCCCUCGCUCGAGUUUACCGAAUUGGCCAAACUCGAGAUGUCACCACCAUUCGAUUCAUCAUGAAUAACUCGAUAGAAAAGUAUGUGCUAGAAGUUCAAGACAAGAAGAUUAACAUGAUCUCUGCCGCCCUCUCCGCUAUGGGAGGGUCGUCUCGAGGACUCGCUGGACAGCGACUCAGAGAACUGCGAGACCUACUUGAGUAGCAGUGCGACAUCAUGGAGAAAGGUUUACGGACGGUUGGCCUCCCAACUCAUUGAUAACUCCUUCAUGGCGUGCGUUCACUUUUGCUCCAUGAUGCGCGGAUAGCUAGAGUUGUUCGCAAGGAAAGCAAUGGAAUAAGGGUAAGAAGGUAUAUAUUAACUAACUAGAAAAGAAGGAAAGCUAUUAGAGAGUAUGGAGCGAUUUAUAAGUAUAUAUAAUAGUACUUAGCUAGCUUAAGUAAGCUAAGUAGUUCCUACUAGGGGUAUAUGCCUACGUAAUAUACCCCUUAGUUAAGCUUACGAUAGUAAGGUUAACUAUAGUCCUUUACUUACGAUAGUAGCCUAAGGGGUUAUUCCUUAGUUUCGCUAUGCUUCGUUAAGGUUAAUCGAUUACUAGGUACCUUAUCUCGGGC